Messenger RNA from Dendrobium catenatum, 1298 nucleotides. Its product is annotated as epoxide hydrolase A. The record is from RefSeq and is a predicted model, not a curated record. The coding region runs from base 95 to 1051 and encodes 318 amino acids. Gene Ontology annotation, molecular function: hydrolase activity. Lineage: Eukaryota; Viridiplantae; Streptophyta; Magnoliopsida; Asparagales; Orchidaceae. The transcript has 4 exons.
UAUUAGUUUCCGGAAUCACUCCGCACCUAAUAAUUUCUCCUAAACUGAAGUCUGCGGGGAGCGAAAACAGAGAGCGAGAUAGAGAGACACGGAGAUGGAGCAGGAAGGGAUUGAGCACAGGACAGUUGAGGUGAACGGAAUAAGGAUGCAUGUAGCAGAGAAGGGAGAGGGGCCGGUGGUUCUCUUCCUCCACGGUUUCCCGGAGCUCUGGUAUUCCUGGCGCCACCAGAUACUCUUUCUCGCAGCCCGCGGCUACCGUGCCGUCGCCCCUGACCUCCGCGGCUUCGGCGAUACGGAGGCUCCGCCAGACAUCGCUGCCUACUCCAUCUUCCACAUCGUCGGCGACAUCGUCGCCCUGAUUGAUUCUCUCGGCCAAGACCAGGUGUUUGUGGUGGGGCAUGACUGGGGAGCUCUCGUGGCUUGGACUCUUUGCGCUUUCCGGCCUGACAAGGUUAAGGCUCUGGUGAACCUUGGCGUCCCGUACAUGCCCCGAAAUCCUGCUGUGAGGCCGGUUGAUGGCUUAAGGGCGACCUACGGCAACGAUUUUUACAUUUCCAGAUUCCAGGAGCCUGGAGAAGUUGAAGCUCAGUUUGCCCAAGUUGAUACCACACUCCUCAUGAAGAUUUUGUUAACAUCGUUCAGCCCGCAGGCUCUGUUUAUACCAGAGAAAGGGUUUCCUGGAGGACUUGGUGAAGAAAUCACCUUGCCUUCUUGGCUUUCUGAAAAUGAUAUCAACUACUUUGCAAGCAAAUUCAGUAAGACAGGUUUUGCAGGUGGAAUCAACUAUUACCGCAACAUGAACAGGAACUGGGAACUCACUGCAGCGUGGACUGGGAUUCAAAUAAAAGUACCCACAAAGCUCAUUCUAGGGGAUCAAGAUCUAACUUAUCAUUUCAUAGGCUUAAAGGACUACAUAGAGACAGGUGGCUUAAAGAGAGAUGUUCCAUUGCUUGAAGAUUCUGUUUUAAUGAAAGGUGUUGGGCACUUCAUAAACCAGGAAAAACCUGAAGAAAUAUCUCACUACAUUUAUGAAUUCAUCAAGAAAUUCUGAUCAUUCUGAUCAAUGAUCGUUGGUAAACUUGUGCUAUUUUUAAAGCUUAAUAAGCUCACUCAUGGCCAUCUGAUCAAACCUUUGUGAUCGAUUUAGAGCUCUUAAUUGUUGUAAAAAAUGAUCAGCAUGAUUAACUUCUCUGCAUGGACAAGCUCAGAUCAAAAUUUGAUUUGUUUUGCCUUUUAAUGCCAUGUGAUGAAACAUUUGUGGACCUAAUGGUAUAAGAAAAUGCCAUGAUUUGUGGAUA